This is a messenger RNA of Salmo salar (Atlantic salmon), 4189 nucleotides long. Its product is annotated as interleukin-6 receptor subunit beta. The record is from RefSeq and is a predicted model, not a curated record. Lineage: Eukaryota; Metazoa; Chordata; Actinopteri; Salmoniformes; Salmonidae. Gene Ontology annotation, molecular function: protein binding.
UACACUCCGCUUUGCGGAUCAUAGACAAGCUGGGUGUGUGAGAAAUAGUUAAGUCUACACACAUAUCCAAUCUAGUUUCUGCCAUAUUGCUUUCACCUAUUUAGUCUGAUCAUUUCGAGUGAAAGGGUGUUGAGCGAGGAUGCAAGGGAGGAAGCAUAGUUUGGAAUGAAAUAUAACCAGUGUGCUGCGAAAAGCACCCAAACUUCAGCGCACGUAAACACCGCAAACAUUAAUUCAAUGUACAAUAGAAUGCUGGCGAAAGAUGGAAGUUCCGUUAUUUUGAUGUCUUUCUUGACGACGAGGUAAUAGCUCUUAUUUUUCGAACCACUUAUUUUUCAACAUAACUUACAGUUUGCCGAAAUCAUAUUGAUCAUUAGGCCUACCAGUAUAACGUUUUUAGACUUGAAAUAGUACAAGACUUUGAAUGUUCACUCUCAUCUCUAUGCUUAUGGCUAUGGUGCUGAUGGCAUAGUGGUGUGAGUAAUGGCAUGGCCCAGAGUCCCAUGCCUCCUGCUGAUCCUGCUGCUCCUACAACACACCUGCUUACCUCAACCAGGCCCUCCAUCUCCUCCCUCCGCUCCCCAGUGUCACAUCCCCUAUACGGAGGGACGACAGGCAGAUAUCCACUGUUUCUGGGAUCCAGGACAGGACCCACAGAUCCCCACCUCCUACAGCCUGCACUGGAAUUCUACAGAGGGCAUUAGCAGCGCGGUGGAGGGCACCAAUGUGAGUGGCGUGAUCCCUCGUGAAUUUUACACCAGUUACAGUGACCUGACAGUGUUGGUCAAAGCUGCGAACCAUCAUGGCUCUGCCACGUCUACAAUGGCUGCCUUCAACACUGGCGAUAUCAAAAAGCCACCCACCCCUGAAAUCACUCACCAUUGCUCUCAGCCUCUGGAGAUCUACUGGAUUUUGCAGUGUGAUGAUCAAGGCAGCUCUGACCAACUCUGUGAGGUCCAGUAUCGCACCCAGGACCAGCAGGGCUGGACUCAGGAAGAGGACAUUCUACGCAGCUUCCUGCUCCUGACUCCACGGCCCUACACUGUUUAUGAGUUCCAGGUGCGCUGUGCCUGUGAGGGCCCUCAGGCCCUGAUGAGUGACUGGAGCUCAGUCUACACAGCACAGAGUUCUGAGUCAGCGCCUGUGAAAGCAUUGGAUGUGUGGAGUGACUGUGGAGUCACCUCUGAGCUUUCUCAAUGUGCCCUUAUGUGGAAGGAGAUGCCCAGCUGGUUGGCUCAGGGGAAGGUGCUGGGGUACGUGGUGACAUUAUCACACAGUAACGGGACAGUGGCGGUUGUGAACGUGUCCAUGUCAGAGCCUGGUGGCCUUUGUGUCUGUCAAGAGAAGAGAUGCAGCUUUACACCCUCUCUGCGGGGUGUAUCAGGGGUGGAUGUGUCCGUCUACAAUUCCCAGGGUGCCACCAAACCUGCUUCCCUAGCUCUACCGACAUCAGGUCUACAGGUGCCAGAGCUAUCCUUCACUGUGAACCAGGAUAUAUUGAGCCUCAAUGUAUCCUGGUCUCUGCCACCCCAGCCUAUUGAAAACAUGCAUGAGUAUGUGGUGCAGUACAAGCAGGUGGGACUUCCUCCGACACAGGGCUUUGAUUGGAUAAAAGUGCACCAAAAUCAUACGUCAAUCAUUUUAAGAGGUGAUUUUGUGAACUACACUGCCUACAAUGUGUCAUUGUUUGCAGUGUUCAUCAACAGUAGCUGCCUGCUUGCGUCUGCAAUCUCGUAUUCUCUUCAUGGACUCCCACCCAAAGUGACUGAGUUCAAGGCCCAGUACAUCUCUGACUCUCAUGUGACUUUGUCCUGGCAACACGUCUCCCUGACCCAGAGUACGGGGCUCAUACUGCGCUAUCAGCUGGUAUUAAACAAAUUUACAGUGUGCAACGUGAGUGGGGACCAGAACAGCUUCCAUCUGUUAGGACUUACAUCGGGUCACCACCAGGUUUGGAUCAGGGCUGAGACUAAGGCUGGACUGGGACCCAGUGAAACCAUCAUCUUCUCUACUGAGAACAGCCAUGGUUACCUCAAAUAUCUGGUGCCAGGAAUAAUAGCAGGGAUGUUGCUAUUUAUCAUCAUAAUUAUACAAAUGAAGACUUGUGUGAAAGUGCCUGACCCCAGCAACAGCAAACUGCUCCAACAGAUGAAGUUGCAGUUUAACAGCUCCUCGACGGCGAUCUUCUCUCCUCUGGAGUCUAACCCAAAGAUCUCUGAGCUGGAGGUGGUGGAAAAGCCUUUCUGGGAUGCCAAUGCCUGUUCUAGAAAUAGGUCCAGCCCUAAUGGACAGACAGAGGGGGUGGUGGGAGAGGAGCGCACCCACAUAAGGACUGACGAAGAGGCGGAAAAGGAGGAGGAUGCUGACGAGGGUUACAGUAUAAUUAUUGAUACUGACGAGGAGGAGAGGGACGGGGGAGAGUCCGGGAGCUUGUUGGAGGACGAUCAGUUUGUUUCGGACUAUGAGAAGCAUUUCAUGCCUGUGGAUGUAUGACCCUACUGUCUGUCUGGUGUGGUGCUACCGAUCAACUGUUUUGGUGUGUGUAUGAUCUCCUCAUAGCAAAGACAAGACAGCCAUUGUUCAGUCGGAACCUCAAGGGCCAAACACCUCAAUUGUGGGAUAUUGUGCUUGUUGAUCUAGAUGCAGAUCACUGAUUCAUGGGAAAGGGUUGCCCUAAUAACAACACGAGUGCGCAAGUUGAAAUACGCCAAUCGUCUUGUUUUCAAGGAAAGGAAAAGGGAUGUAGUCGACCGUUUGCUUUCCAUGCUCCAACUACAAGGAAUGUUGUUUGGGAACAGUAAACUUUUUUACAGCAAAUGUAUACCUGUGUGAAAAACCAUGUUGCCUACAGUGUACACUGUCAUGACGUGGCCCUCUUUGGAUAUAGCAAGCACCACCUCUCUCUUCCCCCUACACCAAGGCUCUGUUAUCUCAGGUCAUAAAUUCCUGGAGGAGACUCUCUUCCCCCCCGGCCAUGCAGUAUAGAGAGAGGGUUCACAGUAGAACAAAGGAACUUCUUCUACCUCACAGAACUUGAGAACUGAACAAUAUCCAUGUUCUGGAGAAUGUGUAAACGGUCGGUGGAGAAUCCAGCUACUACCGGUCCAUUUUGUCUAAUGUUUGUGACAUCAUGAGAGACAAUACAGCCACAUUACCAUAACUCUGUUUAUACAAGAGUCUCCGUUGUGAGGCUUGCAUCUAAUUAUUGUAUAAAAUGAAUGAGUAAAGAUUAAACUAUUUGUGAAAUUAUGUAAUGUGAUUUUAAAAUGUUUAAUGAAAGAGAAUCCAAUUCCCUUUCAAAUGUAACUGUCAUUGGCCCGCCACAUGAGCACAGACAUUGAUCUGGCGUCAUGGGACAGACCUUUUUGCUGUACCGAAUAUAAACCCCAUCUGGAGAAGCCCACUGCAGACCAUGCGUAACCUCGAUUACCGAGAGGGCUGAGGUUUGAGUAGAGACCAUGCGUACCUCGAUUACCGAGAUGGCUGAGGUUUGAGUAGAGAAUAGACAGUGUACACUGUAGGCAACAUGGUUUUUCACACAAGUAUACAUUUGCUGUAAAAAAAAGUUUACUGUUCCCAAACAACAUUUCUUGUAGUUGCAUUCCUCGGUUGUUGAAUUCCUAACCAAACCACAUGGAGCAUUGGCUACAGUGGUGGAAAUGGUUAAACUCAGACUAUCGAUAUCGACAGAAUAAGAGCAAAUCUUCGAUACUAAUUACUCGUCUGCAGUCUGCAGCUAGAAUUUAUGUUGACUGAAUGCGAAGACCGACAACCGCCGAAACAUCUAUUCUAUAAGAACAUUUCUGAAUGGGACUCUGAAGUAUCCAUUCAAACCACGAAAGACUCCAGGGACGUAAAGAGAAGUUCAGAUGAACUUUCCAACAGAAAGACCGACGAUUCCAACAGAAAUCAUGACGACACACUGAGCGUAAAUAUAUAUAUUGAUUGCAAUUAUUCCAGAAUCAGUGAGCGUUCAUGUGCAAAGGAUUAUCAUUUCAAUUAUUAUAAUUAUCAACUGUGUAGUGUCUUUUAUCUUUCGCGCCCUUCUCAGUCCCUUUGUCUACCAAGCGUCAUAUCGGUUUAGCCCACUAGAGCACAUCCCCUAUCACUUCCUUGUAACCGUAUCUACUGUUUGUUAUGCAUUUCUGUGAUUAUUUAGUUAGUUAGUAAAUAAAUGAUUAAGACAGUU